GCAUCCUGGGAUAUGUUAUGAACUCCAAUGGCGGUGUGCAGGCUACCGUCUCGCGCUCUCACGCUGACUUGUUUUCUUUGUUCACUCUUACUUCAAACUUAUCGGACGGCUGCCAAAGAACUCAAGUGGGAUGAAAAUGGAUAUGUUUUGUACUGCCCGUGCAUGGGUCGCUUUGGGAACCAGGCAGACCACUUCCUGGGUUCUCUGGCUUUUGCUAAAAUGUUAAACCGAACCCUGGCCGUCCCUCCGUGGAUUGUUUACCGUCAUCACAGUCCCCCUUACACCAAUGUCCAUGUUCCCUACAGUGAGUUCUUCAAACUCGAGGCCUUGUCAGCAUACCAUCGCGUGGUGGCUUUGGAAGUCUUCAUGAAGGAGCUGGCUGACAAACACUGGCCCAGAGGGCAGAGGAAAGCCUACUGCUUUGAGGCAGCAGCUCAGCGGAGUGCAGACAGAAGAUCCUGUCCCAUGAAGGAUGGGAACCCUUUUGGUCCGUUCUGGGACUAUGUCGGCGUGGAGUUUGAGGAGUCUGUGUUGUUUAGUGGUAUUUCCUUCAGUGCGUAUCAUCAGCAGCAUUGGUUAAAGAAGUUCCCAUCCAACGAGCACCCUGUGCUAGCCCUGCCUGGAGCUCCGGCCCAGUUCCCGGUGGUAGAAGAUCAUGUUCGCCUGCAGCGUUACAUAAUCUGGUCAGACAAGAUGGCGGCGGAGGGACAGGAGCACAUCGCUGCACUCCUGACCCGGCCCUAUCUUGGCAUUCACUUGAGGAUUGGCAGCGACUGGCAAAACGCCUGCAAAUUGCUGAAGAGUGGCGAAGCGGGGCCUCACUUCAUGGCCUCCCCUCAGUGCGUGGGCUACAAGCGGCAGACGGCGCUGCCCCUCACCACGAUCAUGUGCCUGCCCGACCUGGCCGAGAUCCGCAGGGCCGUGUCGCUGUGGGUGAAGAAGACCGCGGCGCGCUCCGUCUACAUCGCCACCGACUCGGAGUCCCACAGCAGCGACAUUGAGAAGCUCUUCAAGGGCAAGGUGAAAGUGGUGAGCCUGCACCCUGACUCUGCCCAACUGGACUUGUAUAUUUUAGGCCAAGCGGACCACUUUAUUGGAAACUGUGUGUCAUCCUUUUCUGCCUUUGUGAAGAGAGAGAGGGAUGUGCACAACCUUCCCUCCUCCUUUUUUGGCAUGGACCAACCUGGGCAUGGUGACCCAGUCUGCACCGGUACACAGUGUGGAUCAGUAAUGGUACAGCAACACCACUUGGACAAUCAACACUGUAGCAACCCUGAUUUGCCUCUCUCCUCGAGCUGUGGCGAAGACGGGAACUAGGCACAGUGGGGGCAAAAACUCUGCGGCGAUACAAAAGGGAAAGCACUGCCCCAAACGUCCACAACGCAACUGCAAAUUGCUGCCACGCAAAUACAAACAAACACGACGGAAGUUAACCCAAAGAGGAACUGAACUGACAUAAACAGUAGAACUACCUUUGAAGCGGAUGUGCAUCAUGCUGGGUUAGGAGUUCCACGAUAGCUCUAUAGCUAGCUUGACACUUUAGACCAGUGAUUCCCAUGUGCUGUGCUUUGACAGAUCAUCAGUUAUACUAUGGGACAUUUUACAAUUUCACUCAAUUGGUCUGAAAAAUACUCUCUUAUUCCCAAUAAUGUAUCUUUGCUCAUCUACAGUAGCUACGACAGUGACAUAGGACCAACAAUGAAAUGCCCUUCCACUAGAUGGCUGAACAUAUAAUUAACCUGUUGCUAUUCAUUUAACAGAAUAAUAGCUUUGUGUUCAAUUGAACACACCCAGAUAUCACACUAAGUAAAUUUGUGGGUGAAUUGAGAUGAGAUGAUAAUAUUGCAGUAUAUAAACUUUUUCUUUGGUGGUGUGACUAUGCUACUGUAAAAUGUUUGCCUUGGCUCAAAGGUAUGGAAACAAUGCUUGAGCUAGAUACUCUAGACAGAUACUUUGGCGUGGUGAUGGAGAAACUCAGGCUUACCAUGGCGAGCACAGAGCCGCAGCGAAUUUGGGCAACAAGCACCUCUGAGCCAGGAUGUGUUUCAAAAGAAAAAAAAAAAGGAUUUGAUGCUAUGUUAGUUCAGCGGAAGACAUUUUACUAUGAUGGUGCAGCAAGUGAGCGAACAGCAGGAAAACAUUAUUCAAACUGAUAAACAACAACUUCGUUAAUAUAGACAUGGAAGAAAACAACUUUGCGGACAUCGCUAAACCAAAGACGGCUUUGAGUGUUAAAAAAAAACCGCUGUUUGUAUCAGCCAAACACAUGGUAAACAAGAAGUCGAGCACUACAACUUGAUAACAGCAGUACGUGGAUGGCUGUGCUCAUGUACAUGUCAUUCAACAAUGUAUAGUGAAGAGUUUAAUCCCGUUGUGUAGUCAUUUGAGAGAAGAUGGUGCUCAGAGGCCGUGUGUGCGCAAGGCAUCCAAUAUGCUGCAGCAAAGGUUAGGACUUUACAAUAAACAGUUGAAACUA
Molecule: messenger RNA, 2476 nt
Organism: Phyllopteryx taeniolatus (common seadragon)
Lineage: Eukaryota; Metazoa; Chordata; Actinopteri; Syngnathiformes; Syngnathidae
Gene: pofut1
Product: protein O-fucosyltransferase 1
Exons: 7
Coding region: 28-1317 (429 amino acids)
Biological process (GO): regulation of Notch signaling pathway; Notch signaling pathway; protein O-linked glycosylation via fucose
Cellular component (GO): endoplasmic reticulum
Molecular function (GO): peptide-O-fucosyltransferase activity
Source: RefSeq, a predicted model, not a curated record